ACUCGGCUAACUGUCCUUGUAUAAAUUAAAAGGAUCUUCGAAAGAUAAAUUUUUAGACACAAAAGAAAAAUAUUCACUAUAAUACUCUAAUUUUUUAGCCAUAAACACAAGCAAUGACUCUGGAUUUUGACGAAGCCCUAACGCUCAUUCACAGCCAUCAAAAACUCGACAGAGAUCGGGGUUUGGACCUUUUAAAACGGAAUUUACACGAAAGCAUUAAAGGCGCAGAAAGCGAUGACAUAAUUGUUAACUUACGAAGCAAAAUUCUUGCUUAUAUCGAGCCAUCGUCAGCAUCGACAUGGGAGAUGCGACAAGGAGGAUUGCUGGCCGCGAAACUUAUAGUUUGUAGCAAACUGACGGAUGAAAACUUUGUUGAAACCAUACGAUUGCGCGCGAUGGUUUUGACACAUGAUAACGAGGCCAGAGUGCGUCAGGCUGCUGGUGAGGUUUUAGGUGUUUUGUGUCAAGAAGUUGGUGCAAUUGUCUAUGAGAAAUGCUGUGCAGAGUUACUGAAAAGUGUGGAGGCAAAUUUAGAAAGACAUAUCCCUGGGGAUAGCAUGUCAGAGGGGCAAUCAUUCACUGAAGAAGCUGUCCCUGUUGAUGUUGGAAAGAUGACUUCGAUAAAAAUUGUACAUGAAUCAGCUGGAUGGAGGCACCUAGAAACCAGCAUGAGAUGUUUGCAACAUGUUAUUGAAGGAUGUGGACCAUCAUUCAGUAAAUAUAUCACACCAGAACUACUAAAGCUUUUGUUUCAAGCCCUGGACCAUACCAAUAGAUUUGUAAGGGAAACUGGCUACCAAGUUUUUUCCUCCCUUGUGAGACUUGGAACAAGUAAAGAUUCGCCAACUUCGUCGACAUUAUCUUCCGAACAGGAGGCGGAAAACAGACAGUCCAUACUAAACUAUGGAGAUCAGUUGGCUGAUUAUCUCAGGAAAGGACUAGCAGAUAACUGGAGUCAGGUUCGCCUAGCAGCUUCGUGGGCAACGAGGUCCUUCCUGGUCACUCUUGGAGACAAUGAAACGAAAGAACAAUUUUAUCCCAAGUUGUUGCCACCAAUGUGUCUAAACAGGUACUACGUAGCCGCUGGUGUGAGGAUUUACUCUCAGGAAAACUGGAAGAUUAUCACUGGGAAUGAUGGCAAAAAACUUGUGGAGAAAUUUAUCAAAGAGACGGUUGAGUUUUACGUAAGUCAAACCAAAGCUGAUAAUCAUGCCGUGAGAGAGGCUGCCUGUGAGUGUAUUGCUGAACUGGGAAUUAAGGUCAGUCCUGAUGCCGUUCGCCCUCAUGUGGGUGUCCUCUUGGAAGCCAUGAUCGAAUGCUUUAAAGAUGAAGGCUGGCCUGUUAGAGAUGCCGCUUGCUUAGCCUGUGGUAAUUUCAUUCAAUGUUUUCCCGAAGAAUGCAAGCCAUCCCUGGAGACUUUAUAUGAAUUAUUUUUCACCAAUCUUUGUGAUAACAUUCCAUCAGUCAGACAAGGAGCGGCCGCUUCAUUGGCCAAUGUUGUUAAGACGUAUGGAUCAGAAGCGGUGGAAUUUGUGACGGAGAAAGCGAAGGAAAAGUUGAAAGCCGUUGAGAAACAAGAGCACAAUGACGACAGAUUCAGUGGUCUCGAAAAAGGCGCAGGGCUAUUCGGAGUUAUGAAGAGACAAAGAGAUAACGAUGUUGAGCUACAUUCCAAUCAAACGAUGUAUUCGUGUGGCUCUCUGGCUCCCAAGAUGGGUCGUGGAGGAUGCUCGAACAGUCAUUUCAAACGACCAUCACAGCCUUGGGAAAUCACAGACGGAUGUAUCUACCUUGUUGCUGAACUGUCCAAACUUCAAACGACACAGGAACAAAUUAAAGUUCUUAUUCCAUCCAUGGCUGAAACGACAAAACACAGACAUUACUCACAAUACCUUCAGUUAUACGAGUCUGUAUGCAAACAGCUCCCCGUUAUUGCCAAAGGUAUUGGAAAAAGAAGUUUCAAGAACUACUUGGAGGUUUUCAUAGAUAUGAUUUUUCACAGUUUGACAAGCGAGAAUGCGCUAACCUCAACAGCAGCGAACGAGUGCAUUCAAGAGUUGGCUACAAUCCUCGGUCCUUCCAUAUUGAGAGGAAGAGUUGAACUUUAUAAUCCCAGCUAUCUUACUAUCUUGGACAACCAUUUACACCAUUAUUAGAAAAAUGUUGGACAAGGUCAAGGUGUUUUGGGGCAAAAAAAAACAUCAAAACAAGCAUUGAAUAUACAAAACCGCUGAUCUCUAUUAGCAUUUUGAUUUGUACCUUUGCGUUAAAGUACCCAGAUGACUUGGAAAAUUUAAUACAGAGGCAGCACUCCAAACCCUGUAUUUUUGGGAUCACAGAAGAGCAAUUUGUUACUAAACUUAUUUUGUGUAAUAACAGUAUCUUAAAUGACAUUUAUUAUUACUAAUUAAUUGAUAAAUACCAUAUGUAUAAAUACCUAAAACUAUUUCCCUAGCUUAAAGAACAUUCAAGACAAAGACUGAUUCUGUCUGAUUUCACAUAGAU
This is a messenger RNA of Dendronephthya gigantea, 2505 nucleotides long. RefSeq lists its product as uncharacterized. The transcript has 17 exons. Bases 114 to 2156 code for a protein of 680 amino acids. Gene Ontology annotation, molecular function: nuclear import signal receptor activity. Gene Ontology annotation, cellular component: nucleus; cytoplasm. The record is from RefSeq and is a predicted model, not a curated record. Gene Ontology annotation, biological process: protein import into nucleus. NCBI's taxonomy places the organism in Eukaryota, Metazoa, Cnidaria, Anthozoa, Malacalcyonacea, Nephtheidae.